Molecule: messenger RNA, 2697 nt
Organism: Tachyglossus aculeatus (Australian echidna)
Lineage: Eukaryota; Metazoa; Chordata; Mammalia; Monotremata; Tachyglossidae
Gene: EAPP
Product: E2F associated phosphoprotein
Exons: 7
Coding region: 1501-2427 (308 amino acids)
Biological process (GO): positive regulation of cell population proliferation
Cellular component (GO): nucleus
Source: RefSeq, a predicted model, not a curated record
GGAGUUCUGGAAUCUGCCUUUCCUUUGUUAUAUUCUUGUUUACCCUUCAGAAAUGAUAUUUCAGGAGACUACACAGAGCACCAACCCGCUCACAAGACAAUAACCGCACACCCUCAGGCCCAUAGCAGGUUCCAAGUGGGAUUUGAAUAGGGCAAGGUAGGUACGUAGUGCUAGAAAAAGGAAUCGCCGAUGAAAACAGGAUUGCAGUGGCCUGAAUUUUACCCUGGACCCACCCACCUAUCAGUCAGGUGUGGACCCGAUCCCCCCGUCAGCUGGCGGACAAGAGCAGACCAGAGGGAACCGUGUUACUGGGGAAGAGCUCGGUUUCUCUAUAGAGAGCUUGAGAACAAGAGUAAAGUUUCAUUAGUUUGCCUUCUCAGUGUGAAUGAACAUUUUUAGGACUUUACUAAUUUCGUGGUCGAUGUGGGUUCACUUUGGACCCGCUCCCUUGUCUUUUCUAACCGCCUGUGUUUCCGAAGGCAGCAAUCCUUUCGGUGAGAAAAACCACCUCUACAGGGUCAGCUGGUUUAUUUCUUCUGAAUUGUAGCAGGCUUGUUUACAUUUUUUAAACCAUUCCUGAGCUCAGCUGCAGAUCUCUCCAGGUAUGCAGGAUCAUGAUUUCUUUCAGCAACUGCGUUCUGUUGCCUGGCUGUUGUAAUAGCUAAAUGUUUUCUUGAGGUUUUUCAUCUCAUUUUCUCGCCAUUUAAGCUGUUACUUUUCUAUUGCCUCCGGCUGGGAAUUGGCGUGUGUUCUUCCAUUUCCACUUCUCUGGGGAUAUGCAGGAGUGAAACGUACACUUAGUAGGAUGAGCUUUGGUCUGAGAACCAGAGCUGAGUUUAACGUAGCUCUUCCUUCAUUGCCUGCCUUUGUCGACCAUGGCCAUGUUGCUUCUGCCUCAGUUUCUCCAGCUAUAGAAGGUGGACUCACCUACCUCACAGGGGUGUUAUGAGGAAUAACAGAUGUUUGUAAAGUGCUUUGAAAAUGUAAAGUGCUGUGGAAAUGCUAAGUAGCAGUGAGUUUAGAAACUAAAAAUACAAAAUGCUGACUAUUUCUGGUAAGCUGCUGUGCUACAGUUGGUGUUAUUUUGGGAUGGUUUGUCAGUUUUCAUUGUCUUGGGCAAAGGGGUUGGCAGGCUCAGCUUCUUGGGCUCGAGGACUCAAUUCACACCUGUAGUAUUAGAUAAGACUUCACUGAUGGAUUCCCCUCACUCUGACAGAGGAUCAAAAUGCCCCGCUGUGCUUAUAUAAUAUUGUGUCAUUCCAGGCAAGGUUACGACCCUAUUCAGGUGCUGUAUUAUAUAAAUAUGUUCACCCACAGAGUAGUCUGUAAUUUAGAUUUGCACAGUUUUAUAUUACACAUUAUAACAGGAGAGCCCGUUUAAUUCUCAAGUAGGAAACAUCUUGAUGACCUGUGGUUAAUCAAAGGCUCAGUUAACUGGGUUUUCCCUGUUGUGUCCUGCUUGGAAACUGUUGGAAGUGAGGGGUAGAGGAGGAAGACAUAAUGGCAAUCAAGAAGAUUAUCCUGUAUAGACUGCAGAAAGGCAGAACAGAAGACUUGCGUCAAUUAACAAAAAUUCAGGUAUUUCUCCGGGGCUUACCAUGUGCCAGGCAAUGUACUAAACACUGGAGAAGAUACAAGCUAACCAGUUCUGAAGAUGAAGUGGAUGUGCUGCUGCAUGGGACUCCCGACCAAAAGCGCAAAUUGAUCAGAGAAUGUCUUACGGGGGAAAGCGAAUCGUCCAGUGAAGAUGAAUUCGAAAAGGAAAUGGAAGCCGAAUUAAAUUCCACCAUAAAAACUAUGGAGGGCAAGUUGUCCCCUCCAGAAACGGUUUCUUCUUCUGGAACUGGAAUAACGGAUGCCGGUCCUUCAAAAUACUAUGAUGAUAUUUACUUUGAUUCUGAUUCUGAGGAGGAAGAGCAACCAGAAUCACCUAAAAAGAAAAGGAAGCGGCAGCAUCGGGUCCUUACAAACGAUGAACUACUGUACGAUCCAGAAAAAGACAACAAAGACCAGGCUUGGGUGGACGCACAGAGAAGGGGAUACCACGGUCUCAGAGCGCAGCGAUCACGCAGGCAGCCAGUUGUUCCCACCAGUGAUGCCAUCUUGAAUUGCCCGGCUUGCAUGACCACACUGUGCCUCGACUGUCAGAGGCAUGAAUCCUACAAAACUCAGUACCGAGCAAUGUUUGUGAUGAAUUGUUCGGUUAACAAAGAGGAAAUUCUCAGGUACAGAGGGCCAGUGAACCGAAAAAGAAGGAGGGGACGCAAUAAGAACGAGUCCAGCAAUCAGACUGCUACAGAACAGCAGGAGGGCAUGGAGGAAGAAAUCUAUCACCCGGUAAAAUGUACCGAAUGUUCCACCGAAGUGGCAGUUUUUGAUAAAGAUGAAGUCUUCCACUUCUUUAAUGUUUUAGCCAGCCACUGCUAACGGCAGUGUUGUCAUUCUGUGUACCUGUACUGCUGUGUAUGAAUUUCAGAUAUGGACACUAUUAUUCUCUAAGGUGCCAGUUGGCACUACCAUUGUCAUGUGGAGGAAUGAUUUUUCAAUCUUUAUGAAUGUGACCUAUGGUGAUAACCAUCAGGCAUCUUGAUGAUGGACUGUUUGGAAAUCACGGGGCUGUCAAAUCUGAAUUCUGCAAUGAUUUGACACCUAUUGGUCGUGCUGUUUAGAAUAAAACUUUCCUCAGCUUCAGCCGUC